Molecule: messenger RNA, 2359 nt
Organism: Mugil cephalus (flathead mullet)
Lineage: Eukaryota; Metazoa; Chordata; Actinopteri; Mugiliformes; Mugilidae
Product: melanoregulin-like
Exons: 5
Coding region: 185-841 (218 amino acids)
Biological process (GO): melanocyte differentiation; melanosome transport
Cellular component (GO): melanosome
Source: RefSeq, a predicted model, not a curated record
GCUGGGAUGUAGCUUAGUUUUGUGCCCUCGGGCUUUGCCAAAUGAGGACCGUUGUGUUUGGACUUACUACAUUUCAUAAGAUUUAUUCUAGCAUAAAUCUGUGAGAGGAAGCGUUGCAGUUUUGAUACUUUUUUUUUUUUGCAAGAUAGUUAUCCUUUCUUAAAAAACUUUUUCUAAAGGGCCAAUGGGUGCUAAUUUUACCGUCUGCUGCUGUCGCUACUAUUUGCGGCACUCCAGAGAAGAGAAGAAUGCUAUUUUGCGAAUGCACAAAACAUCCAGGUUGCCUGAACAGUUAUCCAGUGAGUCCAGUGAGAGUGACCUAGAGGAGGAGAGUCUUUUUGGGCCACCAACAAGUACCCCAAGGAACAACCAGCAACGCCAGGGGAGCACUGCAGCUCAGUGUGCCACCACUAACAGACUCGAGGACUCUCCCAUCAGACGGGGAUCGGACAGAGAGUUGGAGGCGUUUAUCAGCAUGAGAGACCAGGCUGACGAGGCUACGGAGGAAUGGGAGAAACUGAAUUAUGACAUACACACCUUGCGCUAUGCCAGACGUGAGGUCAGGGCUCGAUGGAAGAAAAUCCUGCUGCAGCUGGGUUACCAGUGUGAGGUGGACGCCUUGCUGUGUGUGAACAGACAGAGCCAGUUCAGUCGAGAUGAAGCACAUCUCAACAAAACGACUGAACUGUUGAAACAGCUGCUGGACCACACCUCUUUGUUCCCCCACGGAACGGGACUUCAGAACAGAUACUUACAUGUCAUGGACCGGCUGGUGUCACUGGACAGUGCUGAGGACUUUGUCAGACUGGCCAGAGAAAAAUAUCCCAAGAAAGAAGGCUGAAAGAAAAGGACACAAUGGUAGAAAAGAGGGUAAAGAAGAUGUUUUGACACCAUUUGACGGCCAUUUGACACCAUUUCAGCAUUCAUUUAUUUGCAGAAACAUUAUUUUUGAAUACUAAUGGUAACAAGCUGUAAUAUUUGGUUGUUUCUCGCCGACAUUGCGGCUGUUCAAAUGUAUAUUCUUAAUAUGGAUUGGCUUUAUUUGACACUGCAUUAAUCGUUUUUUCCAAAAGGUGGCAGCAUAUAGUCAAAUUUCUGUUGCAGAUUUUUUUUUUCCUUUAGUUAAAAGAAAUCUAACAGUCAGGACUUGCUCUUCAAACAGAGAUAGUGUGUAUGAAUGAAUCAAGUUGUUGAGUGAUAUUCACCUGAAAUUGGAUUUUGUAUGUUUUAAUCACAAAGUAGCGAUGCUUGAAACAACAUUCGCCUAGAGACAUAUGUCAGUAAUCCACUCUAUCCAUAGGAAAUGAAACGCCCCUUUCUCCAUAUUCUCAGCUUCCUUCUUGUCAGGGUUGGAGCAGGAUGCAUAUAGUGCAUCUGACUUGUUUAGCCCCUCAGGACUGUUAGUUAUGAGGAGUUAAAGUGUACACACACACUCUCAAGCACACUUCACGCUUUAAGUUGUGGCGCUUUGUGCACACAUUCACGCUCACUCGCACACAUGCAGACAGAAAGAGAGAGUUCACUCUGACCCAGAUAUUGUUCUCUCGAAGGCCCCUUCCCAAGUUUGAGAAACAGAUGUGGAACUAAAAGAGGGGGGAGGCUUGGGGGAGGGGAGCUGUAAGAGAUGCAGACCAGUGGUCUGGCAGCAUUGAAAGCCAUUGUGCAGCAUGCACCUUUUUCUCAUUAAACCACUGCGCGUGUGCGUGCACAUAUGCUAUCAAGUGCCGCUUACAUCAUUCUGCAGCUUUCCACUGAAAUAUGCUUCACAAGGAGAUUGAAAGAGAGUGAUCAGUGUUUAUUUAUUGGACUGAACUAUGACAGAGGUGAUUCAGAAGGUCGUGUGUCUGGUGCUGGAGUUCAGUAUUUACAGAAAAGAAAGACAAGGCUUCCAAGAUACACAUUUGGUAUUUAAUAUAUAACACAGGGUCAACACAUACAGUAUGUCUUCGAAACACUGUCCAUCUGCCAUUGUGAGUGCUUAUAUGUCUUUGCAUGUAAUAUAUAACGAGCCUAAAGGCAGUCAAGGCAAACAGGCACUUUCACACACAAUCAUGGUGACAACUGUCAUUCAGAUGUGAAUGAUGCUGAUUUUCCAGUAUUUGAAGAGAGGCCUCAGAAGUGUGUUGUCCGUAGAAACAAACACACAAGCACAGAUGCGGUGCUAAGUGACAAAGGCAAGAUGGUCUCUCCAUUGUGCCUUUAGUCCUUUCUGUCUUCACUAUUUAACUGUAUCGGAUCUAUGACAAAUGACAAGAUGAAUACUAGUUUUGAAUCAGUUUUUUUUAAUGAAACUAAUAAACACUUUGUAUCUGCUUAAGUCUGCAAAACCUGUGUGGAAAAAAGAAAGUGUAUGACAAGA